AUGCUAAAUCGGGAACUCUCUGAAGCAGACCACGCGUGUAUCCAGAACAAAGGCACUGCCCACAUAGCCUUGGAAAAUCAACUAUCUCACAACGUACGUUCUAAUGCAAUUAUUAUACAAUGUGUGUUGACAGUUGGAUACCCCCCUGCCGCUGAGAAGUACACGUCGCGAGUGACCAUCACACCGUUUGAGAAGAUAGUG
Messenger RNA from Sphaeroforma arctica JP610, 201 nucleotides. RefSeq lists its product as hypothetical. Lineage: Eukaryota; Ichthyosporea; Ichthyophonida. The transcript has a single exon. The record is from RefSeq and is a predicted model, not a curated record. The annotation marks the transcript as partial.